Molecule: messenger RNA, 25429 nt
Organism: Oncorhynchus kisutch (coho salmon)
Lineage: Eukaryota; Metazoa; Chordata; Actinopteri; Salmoniformes; Salmonidae
Gene: pclob
Product: piccolo presynaptic cytomatrix protein b
Exons: 34
Coding region: 359-21727 (7122 amino acids)
Biological process (GO): presynaptic active zone assembly; protein localization to synapse
Cellular component (GO): cytoskeleton of presynaptic active zone; axon; glutamatergic synapse
Molecular function (GO): structural constituent of presynaptic active zone; metal ion binding; protein binding
Source: RefSeq, a predicted model, not a curated record
UCAGUGGAUGCUGUAGACUUGCGUUGCUCUGUGCCCGCCAUCCCUCCGCAGCCAGGCAGACCGCAGAAACUGACAAGAGUAGCCGACUGACGGAGGGCUGAGCCAAGAUGGGACGAGACAUCUGGUACGACAGAGCCAGCUCAACAACAGGAAGUCUGGUGUAGAAGCUGAACCAGAAGAGAGCCCAGGCAGCAGUAGUAGCAGCGACAGCAGUGGUGGGGCGGUAGAUGCCCUCCCCUCAGCCCCAGGCCCAGUUCCUCCUCAGGCCCCUGUAGGAGAGAAGAGAGAGGACAGCUCCUGCUUUGACAGCUCUGUAGACUCCAGCGAGGAAGAGGAGGACAAAGAGGAGGACCCUGCCAUGUUCUCUAACUUUCUAAGUGGGGCCAACCCCCUCAGCUCUGUCUCCUCUGCUGUCAGAGGAGGUCUUUUUGGGGACAAUGGGGAGGUUGACAAACAGAAAGCAGGCCCUCAGCAUCCUGGGUCAGUUCCUGGCCCUGGGAAUGCCCCACAGCAGCAACAGGGAGGACCCCAGCUGCAGGGGAACGGUCAGGCUGGUCAACCAGCCAAAACUAGCGGGCAGAAAGCCCCCGCUAAGGGUGAACCACAACAGCAAGGACCUCCUAAGGGUGGUCCACAACAGCAAGGACCUCCUAAGGGUGGUCCACAACAGCAAGCCCCUCAACAGCAAGGACCUACAAAAGGUGGACCACAACAACAAGCCCCCCAACAGCAAACCGCUGCUAGGGGUGGACCACAACAGCAAGCACCUGAUAAAGGUGGACCGCAACAACAAGGGUCACCUAAGGUUGGCGCUCAGCCACAAGUGUCCCCUAAGGGUGGACCACAACAGCAAGGACCUGCUAAAGAUGGACCCCAACAGCAAGGGUCACCUAAAGUUGGAGUUCUGCCACAAAAUCCUAAGGGACCACAACAGCAAGGACCUGCUAAGGGUGGACCCCAACAGCAAGGGUCCCCUAAGGUUGGAGCUCAGCCACAAGGGUCACCUAAGGUUGGAGCUCAGCCACAAGGGUCCCCUAAGAUUGGCACUCAGCAGCAUGGUUCCCCUAGGACUACACCACAGCAGCAGGGUUCCCCUAGGACUACACCACAGCAGCAGGGUUCCCCUAGGACUACACCACAGCAGCAGGGUUCCCCUAGGACUACACCACAGCAGCAGGGUUCCCCUAGGACUACACCACAGCAGCAGGGUUCCCCUAGGACUACACCACAGCAGCAGGGUUCCCCUAGGACUACACCACAGCAGCAGGGUUCCCCUAGGACUACACCACAGCAGCAAGCCGCUGCUAAAGCCGGACCUAUGGCUGGAGCUAAACCCCUGUGCCCAGUGUGUAACACUACCGGACUCAACCUACACUCCAAGGAGCCACCCAACUAUAACACCUGCACACAGUGUAAGACUGUCGUCUGCAGCUUCUGUGGCUUCAGUCCUCCUGACUCUGGCGGUGAGGAGUGGCUGUGUCUGACCUGCCAGAUGCAAAGAGCACUCGGAGGCUCAGACCCACCUGGAACCCCAAAGAUGAAACCCCAGCCUUCACCCAACAAAGCCUCUAUAUCUCCUGCACCACAGAAGAAAGACACCUCUACACAAGGCUCCAUCCAGAAAAACCCUAUUACAUCAGCAACACAGCCACCCAAGGCAGAGACUGCUAAAGCAGCAGACCCUCAGACACCGGCUAGCCCAGUACCUGCCCAGAAUGCACCACAGGAGAACCGGAGAACAUCAGGGCCUCAGAAACCGCCAGAGCAGCCAGGCCAACCUGGGCAUAAGCAGAGUAAUGCCACCCCAUGCACACAGGAGGAGCCUGGGAAGCCUCAGCAAGAGCUUCCAAAGGAUCGAGCCUCUCCUGCCAACGUUGUGCCACAGCUACAGGCUCAGGCCCCCAAGCAAGAGUCAGGGGGCUUCUUUGGUUUUGGUGGUCCUAAGUCUCAGCCUGCUUCCUCAAAGGCUGAAGAUUCAGUGUCUGGUAAGAUGUUUGGCUUUGGCUCCUCCAUCUUCAGCUCUGCAUCCACUUUGAUCACCUCAGCUGUUCAGGAUGAGCCCCACACCACACCACCAGGUUCCCCGAAGGUGUCUGCAGCAGCCCAGGCUUCUCCCAAGAUGCCUCCUACAAAGGAGACCAAACCACCUGCUGCUCAGAAAGCAGAGGAGAAGAAAGCAGAGCAACCCCAACAGGCCAAGGUCCCCCCAUCAGUACAGGUCAACGUGGACAAACCCCCAUCAGAGCCUCCAAAGGGAACAGCAUCCUACCAACCAUCUCCCAAAGCAGGCCAGUCCAUCUGUCCACUCUGCAAGGUGGAACUCAACAUGGGCUCCAAGGACCCUCCCAACUACAACACCUGUACCGAAUGCAAGAACACUGUCUGCAACCUCUGUGGUUUCAACCCCAUGACAAAUGUUACUGAGGUGAAGGAGUGGCUGUGUCUGAACUGCCAGAUGAAGAGAAUGGAACCCACAGGACCUCCCAUGAUGAAACCCCAAGCUUCUCCAAACAAAGGUUCUGCACCUCAGAAGGCCACUGUCACACCCAUCGCAACCCAAAAGAAAGACAUUCCAACACCAGGCUCUCCCCAGAGAAAACCUUCUACAUCAGCAACAGAGCCACUCAAGGCAGAUGCUGCUAAAGCAGCAGACCUUCAGAAACCACCCAGCCCAGCACCUGUUCAGAAGGCACCACAGGAGAACCGGAGAACAUCAGGGCCUCAGAAACCACCAGAUCAGCCAGGGCAACCUGGGCAUGAGCGGAGCAAUGCCACCCUGUCACAGCAGGUGCCUGGGAAGCCUCAGCAAGAGCCUCCAAAAGGUGGGACAUCUCCUGCCAAAGCUGUGCCAACACUACAGGCCAAGCCCCCCAAGCAGGAGUCAGGGGGCUUCUUUGGUGGCUUUGGUGUUCCUAAAUCUCAGAUUUCCUCAAAGCCUGAAGAUUCAGUGUCUGGGAAGGUGUUUGGCUUUGGCUCCACCAUCUUCAGCUCUGCAUCCACUUUGAUCACCUCAGCUGUUCAGGAUGAGCCCCACACCACACCACCAGGUUCCCCGAAGGUGUCUGCAGCAGCCAAGGCCUCUCCCAAGAUGCUCCCUACAAAGGAGACCAAACCACCUGCUGCUCAGAAAGCAGAGGAGAAGAAAGCAGAGCAACCCCAGCAGGCCAAGGUCCCCCCAUCAGUACAGGUCAAAGUGGACAAACCCCCAUCAGAGCCUCCAAAGGGAACAGCAUCCUACCGCCCAUCUCACAAAGCAGGCCAGUCCACCUGUCCACUCUGCAAGGUGGAACUCAACAUGGGCUCCAGGGACCCUCCCAACUACAACACCUGUACCGAAUGCAAGAACACUGUCUGCAACCUCUGUGGAUUCAACCCCAUGCCAAAUGUUACUGAGGUGAAUGUGUGGCUGUGUCUGAACUGCCAGAUGCACAGAGCACUUGGAGGAAUGGAACCUCAAGGACCUACCAUGAUGAAACCCAAGCCUUCCCCCAACAAAGUCUCUGCUCCUGCUGCUCCUCAAACGAGAGACACACCAACAGCAUCUGGUCCCCAAAAAGUGGCCACUGCACCAGCCUCACCCAACAAGGAGUCAGUGACUCCAGCCUCUCAGCCUGUCCCCUCAAAACCUGAAGAGUCAGUGUCUGGGAAGAUGUUUGGCUUUGGUUCCUCCAUCUUCAGUUCUGCAUCCACUUUGAUCACCUCAGCUGUUCAGGAUGAGCUCCACACCACACCGCCAGCUUCCCUCAAGGUGUCUGCACCCUUUGCGCUUCAAAAGCAGGAGACUCCCACACCAACUGGUGCCCAAAAAGGUGCACCAACACCAGUGUCACCCAAAAAAGAGGCUCAAACACCAGCCAUAGCCCCAAAGAAAGACACCCCAAUGCCAGCCUCCCCCCAGAGAAAGCCAGACUCCCCCACAAUGACUGCAAAGCAGGACCAGAAACCUUCAAGUCCUUUAAAACCAGGAGACACAUCAGGGGCUAAGCAGGGGAGUGCUGCACAACCGCAGCAGCAGCCCCUACAGCAGAAGACUCCACAAGUCCAGCCUCAGCAGACCCCAGCAAGUGCACUGAAAGCAGAACCUGUGAAGCCUCAGCAACAGUCUCCUAAAGUUGGGACCUCUCCAGGACCGGCUCAGAAGACACCACAGGAAAACCGGAGAACAUCAGAAGUUCAGAAACCACCACAGCAGCCCAGCCCCGGGCGUAGGCAGAGUAUUGCCAUUCCGUCCACACAGCAACACCCCAAGCAGGAGUCAGGAGGCUUCUUUGGCUUUGGUGGUACCAAAUCUCAGUCUACCCCUUCAAGGCCUGAAGAUUCAGUGUCUGGGAAGAUGUUUGGCUUUGGCUCCUCCAUCUUCAGCUCUGCAUCCACUUUGAUCACCUCAGCUGUUCAGGAUGAGCCCCACACCACUCUGCCAGCUUCCCCCAUGGUGUCUGCACCGGCCUCUCCCAAGAUGGCCCCUGCAAAGGAGACCAAACCACCUGCUGUUCAGAAUGCAGAGGAGAAGAAAGCAGAGCAACCCCAACAGGCCAAGGUCCCCAUAUUAUUACAGGCCAACGUGGACAAACCCCCAUCAGAGCCUCCGAAGGGAGCAGCAUCUUCCCAACUAGCUCUCAAAGCAGGCCAGUCCACCUGUCCACUAUGUAAGAUGGAACUCAACAUGGGCUCCAAGGACCCUCCCAACUACAACACCUGUACUGAAUGCAAGAACACUGUCUGCAACCUCUGUGGAUUUAACCCCAUGCCAAGCGUUACUGAGAUGAAGGAGUGGCUGUGUCUGAACUGCCAGAUGCAGAGAGCUCUUGGAGGAAUUGAACCCCCAGAACCCCUCAUGAUGAAACUGUAUCCCAACAAAGUUUUUGCACCUCAAACAGUCACUGUCACACCUAUUGCAGCUCAAAAGGACAUUGCAACACCUGCUGCAUCUGUGAAGACAGACAGUCCAAUCCCAAGCUCCCCUCAAAGGAAACCAGUUCCCCCUGCAGCUGAUAUAUCAAAAGCUGAAGCUACUAAAGCAGCAGGCACUCAAAUGCCGGCAAGCCCAGCUCAGAUGGCAUCACAAGGGAACCGGAGAGCUUCAGAACCUCAGAAACCACCACAGCAGCCCAGCCAGCCUGGGCGUAGGCAGAGUAGUGCCAUCCCAGACACACAGCAACACCCCAAGCAGGAGUCAGGAGGCUUCUUUGGCUUUGGUGGUACCAAAUCUCAGUCUACCCCCUCAAAGGCUGAAGAGUCAGUGUCUGGUAAGAUGUUUGGCUUUGGCUCCUCCAUCUUCAGCUCUGCAUCCACUUUGAUCACCUCAGCUGUUCAGGAUGAGCCCCACACCACACCGCCAGGUUCCCCGAAGGUGUCUGCACUGGCCUCUCACAAGUUGCCCCCUGCAAAGGAGACCAAACCACCGGCUACCGAGAGAGCAGAGGAAUCAAAAGCAGAGCAACCCCAGCAGGCCAAGGUCCCCCCAUCAGUACAGGCUAAAGUUGACCAACCCUCAUCAGAGCCUCCAAAAGGAGUAGUAUCCUCCCAACCAGCUCUCAAAGCAGGCCAGUCCACCUGUCCACUCUGCAAGGUGGACCUCAACAUUGACUCCAAGGACCCUCCCAACUACAACACCUGUACCGAAUGCAAGAACACUGUCUGCAACCUCUGUGGAUUUAACCCAAUGCCACAUGUUACUGAGGUGAAGGAAUGGCUGUGUCUGAACUGCCAGAUGCAGAGAGCUCUUGGGGGAAUGGAACCCCCAGAACCCCUCAUGAUGAAACCCCAACCCUUACUCAACAAAGUUUCUACACCUGUUGCACCUCAAAAGGACCCUCCGGCAACUCAAAAGUUAAAGGAGACUGCCAUACCCGCUGUAGAUCAGAAGAAGGCCGCCUCCACACCACAAAAAGAAGAGACAACCACUCUUACUGCACCCCAAAAGGAGACUCCAUUACCAGCCUCAUCCAAAAUGGGGGAGACACGAGUUACAGCUUUAAAGCAGGACACUCCAACACCAGAUUCACCACAAAAUAAAAAAUAUCCUACACCACCAGGUGUGUCUGUAACAGAUGAGGUCCCAACCACAGCUUUGCCUGUCAAGAAGGAUGUUUCUGCCUCAGCCCUUAUCAAGGAGGAACCAACUUCUGCCUCCCCUCUCAUCAAGGAGGUCACUGGUUCACCUCUCACUAAGGGGGCACCAGCCUCACCUCAAAAUAAUAAGGAACAUAUACUACCAGGGUCACAAAACAGAAAGGUGUCCCCAACACCAGGUUCAACCCAAGAUAACUAUGCUGUACAAUCAGGUUUACCUCUGAAGAAGGAAGCACCAUUUUCAACAGCAGUAGAGACUAAAGAGGUCCAACUUCCAGCUGCAGUUAUAAGCAAUGAGGCACCUGUUCCAGAUUCACUCAAAACAAAUGAGACAACACUUGGCUCCGCAAUGAAAAACGAGCGUUCAUCUACUGAGAUCUCAAUUGACAACCAGAAACCUGCAAUUGUUCAAAGGUCGAUGGAGCCACCAGCCACACCUACAAACAAGCAGAACGAGGUUGUUCAACCCUUACAGCAGCCAGAAAAGAAAAUGCCUGCUGCACAGCCUCUGGCACAAGUACAGGCCGAGGAAGCUCCAAAGCUAGACCCCAAAAUCACUCCCCCAAAGCAGGAGCUUGCGAAACCAGCCAGUUCAGCACCUGCUCAGAAGGCACUAGAGAACCGGAGAACAUCAGAACCUCAGACACCACCACAGCAGCCCAGCCAGAGUAGUGCCAUCCCAUCCACACAGCAACCCCCCAAGCAGGAGUCAGGAGGCUUAUUUGGCUUUGGUGGUCCCAAAUCUCAGUCUACCCCCUCAAAGCCUGAAGAGUCCGUGUCGGGUAAGAUGUUUGGCUUUGGCUCCUCCAUCUUCAGCUCUGCAUCCACUUUGAUCACCUCAGCUGUUCAGGAUGAGCCCCACACCACUCUGCCAGCUUCCCCCAUGGUGUCUGCACUGGCCUCUCCCAAGAUGCCCCCUGCAAAGGAGACCAAACCACCUGCUGUUCAGAAUGCAGAGGAGAAGAAAGCAGAACAACCCCAGCAGGCCAAGGUCCCCACAUUAUUACAGGCCAACGUGGACACACCCCCAUCAGAGCCUCCAAUGGGAGAAGCAUCCUCCCAACCAUCUCCCAAAGCAGGCCAGUCCACCUGUCCACUCUGCAAGGUGGACCUCAACAUGGGCUCCAAGGACCCUCCCAACUACAACACCUGUACUGAAUGCAAGAACACUGUCUGCAACCUCUGUGGAUUCAACCCCAUGCCACAUGAAACAGAGGUAAAGGAAUGGCUGUGUCUGAACUGCCAGAUGCAGAGAGCUCUUGGAGGAAUGGAACCCCCAGGACCGCCGAUGAUUAAAUCCCAACCGUUGCCAAGCAAAGUCUCCACACCUGCUGCAUCUCUAAAGCUGACCCCAGCACCAGCUAAACCCCAAAAGGAGGAGAUUCCACCACCUGCGGCUGCCCAAAAAGAGAUUCCUCCACCCACUGUACCUCAGGAGACACUAAUACCGGCUGGAACCCCAUCAACGGCUGCAGUCAAAAAGGAGGAGACCCCAGCACCAGGAUCCCCACAAACCAAACAUGCUCCACCUGCUGUGGUUGCAAAGGACAAACAGGAACCUAGAAUUGUUCAGAAACCAGUGGACCAAACAAUUCCAGUGAUACCCAUACCCAGUGGUGCUGCUACACCUGCACAACAGCCAGAAAAGCUAACUCCUCCACUGCAACAGCCUGAUGCUAAGCCCCCACCACAACUACAGCCCCAGCAAGUUCCAAAGAUAGACCCCAAAACUGAUCCCCUAAAGCAGGAGCCUGGAAAGCCUCAACAACAGCUUCCAAAAGGUGGGACCUCUCUUCUCAAAGCUGUAUCACAACCACAGGCCAAGCCCCCAAAGCAGUCAGUGGGCUUCUUUGGCUUUGGCGGUGCUAAAUCUCAGCCUGCUCAGUCAAAUCCUGAAGAGUCCGUGUCGGGUAAGAUGUUUGGCUUUGGCUCUUCCAUCUUCAGCUCUGCAUCCACUUUGAUCACCUCAGCUGUUCAGGAUGAGCCCCACACCACUCUGCCAGCUUCCCCCAUGGUGUCUGCACCGGCCUCUCCCAAGAUGGCCCCUGCAAAGGAGACCAAACCACCUGCUGUUCAGAAUGCAGAGGAGAAGAAAGCAGAGCAACCCCAGCAGGCCAAGGUCCCCACAUUAUUACAGGCCAAAGUGGACCAACCCCCAUUAGAACCUCCAAAGGGAGCAGCAUCCUCCCAACCAGCACUCAAAGCAGGCCAGUCCACCUGUCCACUCUGCAAGGUGGAACUCAACAAGGGCUCCAAGGACCCUCCCAACUACAACACCUGCACCGAAUGCAAGAACACUGUCUGCAACCUCUGUGGAUUUAACCCCAUGCCACAUGAAACAGAGGAAUGGCUGUGUCUGAACUGCCAGACACAGAGAGCUCUGUCGGGUCAGCUGGGAGACAUGGGGAUGAUGGCCCAGCCACAACUCACAAUGACUGGUGCCCAGCCCACACCACAGCCUGUAGCCACAUCCACCAGGACAGAGCCCCUGUUUCCAACAGCAACCACAACCGAGGCCCAGGCUGUUCCUCUCAUAUCAGAGCCCAUUCCACCUACACUAACACCUGCUCUUGCACAAAAGGAGCUGGAGCCAACGGUGAGAGUCUCUGAGGCUGAAGCUCCCAAUGCGGUCGCAGAGGCUGAGGCUCCAAAGACAGAAGUUCUCAAGGUGAAGAUCGCCAAGACAGAGGCACCAAAAAUGGAGUCUUCUGUGGCAGAAGUUCCUACAAAUGAGCUGCCCAAACCAGUGCCACCUAAAUCUGAACCACCCAAGACUCCAGUGGUAGCUGCUCCUGUUGUCUCUGUCCCAAUGACUGAGGCCAUGAUUGCUCCUGCUCCUCUACCCACCACAGUCGCUACUGCCAUUGCUGUCACUCCAGCCACUGCGAAGGCUAAGGCUCAACCAGCAGAGUUACCUAAACCAGCAGAGGAAAAGGUUGAGAAGCCAGCAGAGAAGGUUGAGAAGCCACUGAAGCAACAGAAACCAGUACCUGUCACAGUGCCUGAGAGGGUAACUCCACAACCAGUCCCAACAGCUGAUACUAUCAAGAAAGAGGCCGCUCCAUUGGUUAAAAAGGUGGAUGAUGUCCUUCCUGAACCUCAGCAGAUUCUCACUGAGGAGACUGUGGAGGAGGAGAAAGAGUCAACUGCAGACUCCCUCCUAGCAGACCAGGUAGUAGUUGAGGUACCGUCCAGCCCAGCCAGUCCAUUUGAGGCUGACACCAAGACUGAGGACCAUAGUAUCAAGUCCCAGGAUGGACCAGAUAUACUUCCUAUCUCACAGGGCUCCUACAGCUCAGAGGAAGAGCUGAAGGAGUUGCAGACAGACAGAAAUGUCCCUAUGAUUGACACGACCGCUGACACAGCCAUGCCUUCCAAGGAAGAGGUGAAUGUGGAGAAGAGGCGUCUGAAUUAUGUACAGAUGGAGGAGAGCAGUGGGAGCGAACCCUCUCCCUCGCCCCAGGUCCAGAGACGGAGGUUAAGUGCGAUAGCAGUCAGCACGGCAGCCUCAUCCAGUAGCGAGGACUACAAAGCAGACAGCCCAGACUCAUCUGUGGAUGAGGAGGAGUUCAUCCGCAGGCAGAUCAUGGGGAUGACAGGAGAGGAGGAGAUGUUUCUCUCAGAGGAGGAAAAAGAUGAGAAAGAGAGUAGAGAGGAGGAGACCAAGGAGGCUGAGGUGGAUAACGAAUCAGGCAAAUCCAAACUUCUGCUACAGAAAGGCAUUAUGGAUAAUGAAGACAGCCCAGCCAGGAGACCAUCUCUUCCAGGAUCUGAGGCUAAAACCACUGCAGAUAGGUCUGAGCUCACCACCACUGUGUUUAAGAAAGACAUGACGUUACAGAGAACAAAGAGCAUGGAUGAUGGAGAUACUGAGGUGGAGAGCAUCACAGAGUCUCUGGAGGACAAAUCCAAAGGUGAGGGGUCAUCCAGUGUCCAGGUGUCCAGCUUCACCCCUGGAACCUCCCCCACCUCAGCCUCUUCUCUGGAGGAGGACAGCGACAGCAGCCCCAGCCACAAGAGGAGUGGGGAGGGGAAACACCACCGCAAGGCCAAGCACAGGCAGGCAGGCCAGUCCCUUCCCACCAUCGAGGACUCGUCAGAAGAGGAGGAACUCAGGGAGGAAGAAGAUCACCUCAGGGAGCAGGGGAAACAGGAGUCGGACCAGCAGCAGGGGAAGAGGAGCUCCAAGAAGUCCAAGAGGGAUAAAGACGAACUACAGACUCAGAGGAAAUGGGAUAAGCCUGUAACCUCGCCCAGUAACCUGUCUCCUAUUGAAAAUGCCUCGCCCACUGUGGAGAUGAGGCAGGCUAGAGAGAUGGAAGUGUUUCACAAGUCCUCAGGCUCUGACUAUUCUCCUAGCAUGGAGUCUGAUUCAGAGGCGUUUCACACAGAGGCCAAGAUAGCUGUCCCAAAAGGACAGAAGUUCAGUACUGCAGAGCCACUAAAGAAUGCAGAGGAUGUAUAUGAGGAGAUGCUUCAGAAAGCUAGAUCUCCUAAAGGAGAGACAGAGCCAGUCCCUGAGAUAGAGCCACUCUACGGAGGCAUGGCCAUAGAGGACUACCUCUAUGAGUCCCUAGUGGAGCCUGAAGCUAAACCUAGUUCAGCCCUACCGGAGCAGCCCAGUAAAGACCAUGCUAAAGAGCCAGGGAAGAAAAGUUUAAGAUCUCCUGAAGAGGUGUAUGAGGAGAUGAUGCUGAAGAAGAAGGAACUGAUGUUGAUAGAGCAGGAGUUUCAGAGGGCUCAGUCAGCGAUGGACACUCCAACUCCAGAAAUACAUGUGACUGCACCAUCCAGUGCUGCAGCUGAGAGCUGCAAAGUUGGUGAGGCACAGGGAGAAAAGCCUAUGUUAGAUGCGGAUUCUACCUACGUUAAGAGGAAGAAACGCCCUGCUCCACCACGACCCUCUGAACCUCCUAAACGGCCCGAGGUCUACGUUGCCAAGCCAACAGUUCCUCAGGAUAUGACUAUGAGGAGGGCUCUUUUCCCCAUACCGGAUUUGAAGAUCACCCAGUGUUCCUCUGGAGAGGAUGAGACAGAUGAUAGUAUAAUAGAGGAGUAUGGAGUGGGAGUGUCCUCUGAUAUUACCCCUAGCGAUGAGUCUGAGACUAAAGAACAGGUAGAGUCCCCUCCAGUUUCAGAACAUACACCAAUAACAGAGGCAGCUGAGAUUGAACCCAUCAUUUUAGUGUGUGAGGUUCCCCAUUCGAAAGCUACUCCAGCUCCUGCCCCUGAGACAGUUCUAGCCACCAGUACAACCACCACAACAUCACCAAUCUCUCCAGUAUCACCUCCCACCUCACCAGCAACUCCAGACUCAAGUCUAGCCUCCAAUGCUACUUCCUCCUCCUCUUUCCAAGCUCCAAGUCCUCUCUCCUCUGACUCUACUCCAGUGUCUACUCCAACACCAGACCUGGCCAAAGCUGCAGCUCCCUUCGCAGCUCAGCUGCCUGCUGAUAUCUCCCCUCCUUCUAUUGCUCCCAUUAUGGCUGUUUCUCCAACCACAGUUUUGGUCACAAUUCCAGAUGUGGUGACAGAUCCAACCCAAGCACCAACACCAGCUACAACUACAGUCCAUGCUUCUGCUCCACUAGCCCAACCCCAAGCCUCAGUCCCUGCCUCAGUGGUGGUGCACAUACCUGAUCCGGUUGUAAUCCAAAUGCCAGACCUGGUUACAUCUCCAUCCCAGAUGUCUGUUCAGGGUCCACCUUCUGUACAGGUCACAGCACCAACUCCAGUACCAAGCCCAGUACCUUCUGAAGCCACAUCUCCGGUCCCAGCUGCUCCCAGUGCAAUGUCAACUUCGGCUACAGUCUCUGCUCCAACUCCAGCCCCAGCUCCAGUUGUAGUCCAAAUGCCAGACCUGGUUACCAUCACCUCUUCAGUUUCACCCCAAGCCCCACUACCUGUGACAUCCUCGGCUCCUGCCCAGGCUACAGUGGUGCAUUCAGUCCCUGUCCAGACUGCUGCCCCACCUCCAACCCCAGUAGUAGUCCCAGCCAUAGGGACACGCCGAAUUCAGAGACAAGCCUCCACCAAAAAAGCCCCACCUCCCCCUCCACCUAGGUCUACAUCUGUCUCCCUGCCCCAAACCUCAGCAGAGCCUACCUCUAUCAGGGCCAUCCAUAAUGUCUCCCCGACCGUGACUACCACAAUAGCCAUGGGAGCAGCUCUGCCUGUGGUGGUGAAUGUACAGUCGCUAGUGGAGGAUGUCCGGCCAGAAGGUGUUGCUGGCUCUCAGGUUAUGAUGCCCCCAACCAGACAGGGGCAUAUAGUCAUCAUAGUUCCCAAUGUGGAGAACAUGUCAGUGCUCAGCCAGACAACCCAAGACCUUGUGGCAAACUCAGUUGCAAUAACUACCACCUCUGCUGUGGUUGAUGGCAGUAGUCAGAUAGCAGCAAGGCCUGUGGUUGUCAGUGUUGCUCCUUUCUAUACUGCUCCCUCUGUUCCUGCUGUACACAGCUCAGACACAUAUAUACCUUUGGCAGAUACCCCAACACCUCCUUUGCCUCCUCCACCACCCCCUGCCACAUUACUAAAGCUAGCUGUUUAUCCCAAAAAGCCUUCCAUUUCCAUCUCACCUUCAGUCCCAACAUCAGUGCCAGUCUCAGCUGCUUUGACAAUGGCACAGGCAACUGUAACAACCUCAGACCCCAGUCCAGUACACAAGGCCCCUGCACCCCCUCCAGUCCCCCCCAAGCCUGUGUCCAUCCCUGCAGGGCUGGUGUUCAGCCACCGACCAGGGGAGAGUGUCAAACCUCCAGUGUAUCCCACUGCCAGCCACACACUUCCCACGACCAGAGAAGUGGUUCCGAAAGCCAGCUCAGCAGAUCCAUUCACAGCCACAACACUGCCCAGGACCAGAGAACCUCCCAAUGCCCUGUCUCUGAGUCUGACCACCCCAGUGGAAUCCAAGAUGAGUGCUACCUCACCCAGGUCCCCUCUUUCUCCAAGGAACGCCAAGUGUCUGGAGACGUAUGUUGUGAUAACUCUGCCCUCAGAGCCUGGUACACCCACAGAGGGAAUCACUGUCCAAGCCCCCAUCAGAAGAGGUUCCAUCCUCCCCUCUAAGCAGACAGGCCCGGGGGUUAGAACCACACCGUCAGAACAGCAGUCACCCAUUGAGGCCUUCUCAGCCCAGGACAAUGUCAGGAGAGCAUCAGUUCCCUCAUUGAGGCAGCCACCACCACCACCAGCAGCAAUAGGACCAGUCGAAGUAGCAGCACCCCUAGAGGGAGUCACUGUUCUAGCAACAGCAAGACGGCCUUCCAUACCAUCAGCUAUGCAGCCUCCGUGUGGUAUGGCUGAGGUGGUGACAGUUUCAGCUGGGUCUGAGAUGCCUAUUCAGGUACACAAUGUCCCAGCUCCAAUCAAGAAACCGUAUAAACCUCCAACAGCCAAGCCACCGCAGACAGUGUCUGUGGUUAUGACGAUGCCAUCAGAGCCACGGGUUCCUGUAGAAGUGUCUGCAACUCAAGCCUCUGGUAGAAGGGCAUCAAUACCUGCUGUACCUCAGCAGCCACAAUAUGUGGCUGAAGUAAUGGCUUUACCAGCAGAGCUGGACAUACCUACAGAGGUCAUUUCAAUUGAGGCCAUGUCUGGAAGAGCAACAAUACCAUCAGAAAUGCAGCAACCACAAACCAUGGCAGAGGUAAUGCCAUUACAGCAGGAAAUACCAACGGGAGCUAUGGCCACCCAAAUCCAUGUAGAAGCUACACCCUCAACCAUGCAUCAGUCACCAUCUCUGAUAGAGGUGGUUUCAACUGAGGCUAUCUUUAGAAGAGCAUCAAUACCAUUGGAAAUGCAGCAACCACAAACCAUGGCAGAGGUAAUGCCAUUACAGCAGGACACACCAUCAAUACGAUCAUCUGCACCACAACCACAAGGAAUGGCUGAAAGAAUGACUUUUCCUCCAGAGUAUGAAAUGCCUACGGAGGUUAUAACAACUGAGGCCACUACCACUAGAAGGACAUCCACAUCCUCUGUAGCACAACAACCAUACACAUUUGCUGAAGUAAUGACUUACCCAUCAGAGUAUGAAACUCCCACCCAAGUGGUUACAACUGAGGCUAUUUCCACUACAAAAAGAGCGUCUAUAACCAUGCAGCAGCUUCUAACUAUGGCCCAGGUUAUCACAAUUCCUGCAGAGGCAGAGGUACCUCUAGAGGCAUAUGCUGCCCAAGUUCAAUACAGGAGAGAAUCCAUCCCCUCAGCAGUGCAACCACCACAGGCAGUAUCAGAGGUCCUGAGUUACUCAUCAGAGUAUGAGACCCCCCUGGAGGUCAUUACAACUGAAGCCUACACCAGGAGAAUGUCAAUUCCCUCUGGCCAGGAGGUUCCCCAGACUGUCCCCAUGGCUCCAGUCACCAUCACCAGGAAGUUCCACCAGGAGUCGAUAGAGAGCCAGGAAAUCCGUGGGCCUGAGAAGGUGGUGUCCAGCCUGAGCCACGUGUACUCCUCCUCUAUCUCCACCUCAGCCCAGCCCCCAGAGAGGCUGCCCAGCUUGGUCACUCAGGUGGUCACCACCGAGGUUCAGAGAACCACUGUGUCUGUAGUUCAUGAGAGGCUGCCCCAGGCUCCUGCGUCAGACGCAUUGGCCAUCCUUAUCCAGCCAGACCUGGCUAAAGUCCAGCCCUCUCCCAAACAGAACGGGAAGAUCUACUCCGGUGAUGCCAUUGACCUCUGCACCAUUAAGGUCGGUGUAAAGAUGACCGAUUCAGGGAUGGACUUGACGCCUCAGGAAUCGAGUCGCCAGUCUGUCUGUAGCAACUCUAGUGGCCGACAUACGGCAGUGCAGCCAGAGAUAGUGAACCUGAGUGCUGAGAUCACCCCUUCCACCACGUUGGCUGUUGUCACUGAUAGCAUCACUAUUGUCACCUGUUCAGCCACCAUUGCCUCCUACACCAGCGAGCCAGAAGAAAAGCCUUUAGAUCUGCAGGGUUAUGUUGCCUCCAUGCCUCUCCCUCUUACCACAUACAAACCAUUCGAGCCUCUGGCACAGAUAGUGUAUAGGCGUGUAGACUGUCCACCUAUCGUCAGCACGGUGAUAGCCAGAGACACAGAGACACCAAUUAACCUGUCCUAUGGAGCCUCCACAGUAGAUAGCAGGCUUCCAGUGACCAUGGCCCCAGCUGUCAGCAAUGGGGGAUCCAUGCUCUCAGAGCUGGCUGGGGCCGUGGACCUGUCCACCUCCAGACCCCUUAGGGCCAUGGUGGCUCUGUCCGGCACCAGCCCAGGUGUGGUGACCACGAUUGUAGAGGAUGAUGGGACGCCCAUAGAUCUGACAGCUGGGAAAAAUGUGUGCUGUGACGUCAUCUACAAGCUACCCUUCACAGGGAGCUGUAGGACCCAUCCACCAGUUAUUACCCAGCCUGACAACCUCUUCGGCUACAGAGACGACCACUACCAGUAUGAUCAUGCUGGGGUCUAUGGAAUCAAGGUCUUGAAUGGCAAGGCCUUGUCUGAGACCAAUCUGGCUGAUGCAGGACUCUUCCUCUAUAAUGGAAAGAACGAAUAUGACUAUAAAGUCUUGGACAGUGCGGUAGACCUGACAGCUGGUAAUAUAUCUGCAGGUGAAGCUCUAGACUACACUAGUAAAGCUGUUGGGGCCUACACUGGGAUAUCCACUGCUCCAUAUUCCCAGGUCUCUGCUUAUAGUGUCCUUAGAUCCUCAGACGGAAUGGUAUACUCCUCCAUAGCAGCCCCUGUUCCUUCUACAUAUGCCAUUACCACCCAGCCAGGGUCCAUCUUCAGCACCACCCUACCCCCUACCACCACCCUCCAGGAGCAGCCAGCCCAAGCUCCAUACCCCUAUGGCUUCAUCCCCACCACCGACCCAGGCAACCAGAUCAUCAGCCUGGGAACUGGCCUGCCCAAGGACCUGCUGCCCAGCGCUCUGGCUGACAUCAUGACUGGCUUCCCUGCCCUGUACUCUGACCAGACCCUGGAGGCCAUCGCAGCCUCUCUGGAGGCCCUGGCCUCGUUGCCCAUGUUCCCCGGCCUGGAUGACAGCAAGAUCACCCAGUACCAGAUGGAGAGGGAGUUCCUGCAGCUGGAGAAGCUGAAGCAGCUGUGUCUGGCAGAGGAGCUGGAGUGGGAGAGGCAGGAGAUCCAACGUUACCGCGAGCAGGAGCAGAUCAUGGUGCAGAGGGAGCUGGAGGAGCUGCAGGCUCUGAAACAGAAGUUGUUAGUUCAACAGGAAGAGGAGCACCAGGCACACCUUGUAGCACAGCAGGAGACCUACAACCAGCAGAGGGAACAGCUAGAGCAGAUCCAACAGCUCCAGGUGCAGCUACAGCACCAGCUAGAGGAGCACUACGGUACCACAGGAACCUCAGAUAACCUGCUAGAGGCACAGUAUGCAGGGGUGGGGGAUAACGGUCAGUACUGGCCUGUUAGGGAUGAGUCCACCACCUCAUCCACUGUCAUCCAGCUAGAAGGUGGGGUGCAGUAUGUGACCGGUGAGGGUCAGAGAGAGGUUGGAGGUCAGGACCAGCUGCAAUUCAGUAGGAAACAGUCGGCAGGGUCUAAGCAGCCUGGUGACCAGGGGUAUGGUACAGGGGUGGUAGGGAAGAGGAUAGUGGACAGUGGGGUCCAGACAGACGAUGAGGACUCGGUAGACAGAACGUAUGUGGGGAGGAGGAAGAGGAACAACAGGGGGAGGGGUGUAGACAGCAGUGUUCAGACUGAUGAUGAGGAGGACCAAGAGGAUGAGUGGGACAUGCCAACCAGGUCGCGGCGGCGCUCCCGCUCAAGCAAGCACAGCGGCGAGGGAAAACACAGUGGCUCUAAGGUCUCCAGCAUUGCCAUCCAGACUGUGGCAGAGAUCUCUGUCCAGACCGACCACUCUGGCAGCAUCAAAUGCCCCAGCAUCCAGAUGGACACUAAGGUGGAGAUCAUCAAACACAUCUCAGCCCCAGAGAACUCUCAGAGAGGAGGCAGCCUCAGCUGCCAGACAGACACAGACCGCAGGCGCCACUUGCCCGUAGAGGUGGGCUACAGCGCCUACCUGAAGGCAGACCUCGCCCCCAAGUCCCCCAAAGUGCUUUACUCUCCCGUGUCCCCCCUCUCCCCGAGUAAGGCCAUGGAGGAAGGGCAGAAGAGGCUGACCACUGACCCAUCCAGGUUUUCCAACGGCCCUAGGAUGCUGAAGCCUGGACCGAAGUCUCUGCCUGACCCCAAGUCUCUCAGCCCCACCACCGAGGACAGGAUAGGCUACCACUACACAGAAACCUACUCUGGCCAGGGCUCUCCGUCAGGCACUGGAAAGAAGGUGAAGAGGACCCUACCCAACCCUCCCCCGGAGGAUGACCCUCUGACUGGCCCAUCAGGCUACAGCGCCAACUCAGCGCGCCGACGUCUCGGCCGUCACACCACCAUGGCCCGGGCCAAGAUCUUGCAGGACAUCGACAAGGAGCUGGACCUGGUGGAGAGAGAGUCAUCCAAGCUCCGCAGAAAACAGGCCGAGCUAGACGAGGAGGAGAAAGAGAUUGAUGCCAAGCUGAGGUACCUGGAGAUGGGCAUCAACCGUCGUAAGGAUGCCCUGCUGCAGGAGAGGGAGAAGAGGGAGAGGGCCUACCUGCAGGGUGUGGCUGAGGAGAGAGACUACAUGUCGGAUAGUGAGGUCAGCAACAUCAGGGAGACCAGAGGGAACAGCCACGGCCUGGAGAGACCCAGGACAGCUCCACAGUCAGAGUUCGAUCAGUUCAUUCCCCCUGAAACUGAGGCUGACUCCCAGUACUCCACUCUUACCAGUCCCUACUCCCACUACACCCAGUAUGUCCCCCAGACCCAGGCCAUCAGCCACUACCCCCAGCAGACCCUGUACCAGCAGCAGGCCCUCUACCAGCAGCACCCCUACCAAAGUCAGUCAGUCUACUCCUCUGUGCCAAGCCUGUCCUACCCCCAGGCCUCCCACUCCCACCAGCAGGCCCAGUCCUCAGGCUACCUGUCCAAGAACACCACCAACUACGAGGUGAUCCGGAACCAGCCCAUGAUCAUCGUACCCUCCUCCAGCGAGGGGGGGUAUGGGGUGGGGAAGUACGGCAGCCUGGAACUGAGGAUGGGCCUGGAGGAGAGGAGCAUGGCCUCCAGCCCCAUGUCUAGUAUAUCUGCUGAGUCUUUCUACGCUGACAUCGACCACCACAACGCCAGGAACUAUGUUCUGAUAGAGGACAUAGAGCAGCUGACUAAAGGUUCUGCAGGGCUGGGGUCAGGGUUCAGUCUGCCUGAUAAGGACCUGUCUAAGGCUGACAGGCUGCUCCGGGCCGCUGAGGCCAGGCGCACUGCAGAGGUUGCGGAGUUCCUUGGUAACUCACGUCUGCACAGCUACGGUAAAGGAGAGGAGGACUCUAUGGAGGAGCCUUAUGAGCUGAAGCUCCUGAAGCAACAGAUAAAGCAGGAGUUUAGACGAGGGACGGAGGGUCUGGAGCACCUCUCAGGCCUGGGCAUGCCCCAGUACCUCCCCACUGACCCCAGCUACAGACACUUCCCUAAGGCUGACAAGUACAGCAUCAGCCGGCUGACCUUGGAGAAACAAGCUGCCAAGCAGCUCCCUGCCGCCGUGCUCUACCAGAAACAGAUCAAGAACCAGAAGAAGGCAACCCUGAUGGACCCCAAGAUAACCAAGUUCUCCUCCAUCCAGGAGAGCAGAGACCUGGAGCCAGACUACAGCAGCUUCCUGGGCUCUGGAGCCUCGUCUGUCACCAACCUGUCCACGCGAGCCAGACUGCUCCAGGAUGAGAUCACCUUUGGCCUGAGGAAGAGCCUGUCUGAGCAGCAGAAGUACCUGGACUCCUCCCUGGGAUCUAACCUGGCUGGCUCUCUGGGCCAGAACCUGGGCCAGUCCCUUGGCCUGGGGGGGCCCACCAUGAGGACUACCCUACAGGACGACACCACCUACCCCAGCGGCACGCGCUCUCGCCCCUCCUCCCGACCCAACUCCCGCCCCAACUCCCGUCCCACUUCCGUCUAUGGCCUGGAUCUGUCCAUCAAACGGGACCUUUCCAGCUCCUCUCUCAGGCUGAAGAUUGAGGGAGAAGCAUUGGACUCAGCGUUCGGCACGGGGGUGGCCAGGACCAAGCCCACCAGCCUGCCUAUAAGCCAGAGCCGCGGGCGCAUCCCCAUCGUGGCUCAGAACUCAGAGGAGGAGAGCCCUCUGAGUCCUGUGGGAGAGCCCAUGGGCAUGGCCAGAGCCUCAGCUGGCCCUCUACCACCCAUCUCAGCUGACUCCAGAGACCAGUUUGGCUCUAGCCACUCCCUGCCGGAGGUCCAACAGCACAUGAGGGAGGAGUCCAGGGCUACACUGGGACAUAGUGGGGUCUACGACAGAGACAUAGCCUUCAUCAUGGACGACCUGGGAGGAGCCAUGUCUGACAGCGAAGCGUACCACCUGAGGAGGGAGGACACUGACUGGUUUGAUAAGCCUGCAGAGAGACAACAUCAGGAAAAUGGACAGCCUCUGGACAGGAGACAGAUUAAGCUGAUUCCCUAUGUGUUCCCUCACACCCGGCUCAAACUACAGAGGGACCCCAAGGACACCAGUGUCUCAGGGAAUGGCCUGGGGAUCCGUGUGGUGGGAGGAAAGGAGAUUCCUGGUUGUCAUGGUGAGAUAGGAGCCUACAUCGCUAAGGUUACACCCGGAGGAGUGGCCGAACAGACAGGGAAAGUGGUGGAAGGAAUGCAGGUGUUGGAGUUGAACGGGGUUCCUCUGAUGGGGAAGACUUACGAGGAGGUGCAGUGCAUUAUGGGUCAGCCGUCUGCAGAGACUGAGCUCUGUGUGAGACUUGACCUGAACAUGCUGUCUGACCCUGAGCAUCCCCAGGCCCUGGAGAACCAUGACCAGCUGAAGCCUGGUGACAGGCAGUGUUCUCCAGGAGUGGACCCUAAGCAGCUGGCUGCAGAGCUGCAGAAGUUUUCCCAACAGCAGGCCCCUGGGAUGGGGGUAGGAAUGGGGGCGGGGGGGCCAGGAGGAGUAGGGGUCCUCUCUGCCCUUGACCGCUCAGCUCUGUUACACUCAGGCAAUGCAUCGGCUAGCUCUAGUGCCGUACCCAGCCCCGGUCAGCCUGCCUCCCCAGCCAUCAACAAGAAACAACGCCACAGCGCCAAGUCGGCAGCGGAUGUGCAGGUGCUAAAGUUUCAGCCUCACCCUAUAACAGGAGAAAUACAGCUCCAGAUCAACUAUGACAGGAACCUGGGGAACCUGAUAGUGCAUGUGCUCCAGGCCAGGAACCUGGCUCAGAGAGACCCCAACAGAUACUCUGACCCCUUUGUCAAGGUUUACCUCCUACCAGGGAGAGGACAAGUCAUGGUAGUCCAGAACGCAAGUGGUGAAAACAAGAGGAGGACCAAUUACGUUCAGAGGAGUCUGAACCCAGAGUGGAACCAGACCGUCAUCUACAAGAACAUACACCUGGAACAGCUGAAGAAGAAGACUCUGGAGGUGACAGUGUGGGAUUAUGACAAAUCUUCCUCCAAUGACUUCCUGGGAGAAGUGUUGAUAGAUCUGUCUAACACAACUCAGCUGGACAACACUCCUCGCUGGCUGCCUCUGAAGGAGCAGAGUGAGAGCAUUGAGCAUAGCAGAUCACAUCACACCGCCCAGGGGCCUGGGGGGCCAGGAGCAGGGGCAGGGCCGGGACAGGGGCCCAUAGCGGGGCAAGGACCAGGCAAGGACAUGGGGCCAGGAUUAGGACAAGGACAAGGCCUAAUGCAUGGACAGGGACAGGGGCAGGGGCAGGGGCAGAUGGAGGAGUGCCUUGAGUCCCCCAAGAAUUCUGUGAUAAAGAGCAGAAGCCACGGGAUCUUCCCUGACCCAGCAAAAGACAUGCAGAUGGUGACUCUAGAGAAGUCCCACAGUAGUCCCGGCAGCUCUAAGUCAUCGUCAGACGGCCAGCUUCGUUCCCACGGUCCGUCCCGCAGCCAGAGCAAGAGCAGUGUCACGCAGGCCCACCUGGAGGAUGCUGGGAUAGCUAUAGCUGCUGCAGAGGCUGCUGUGCAACAAGCCCGCCUCCAACCGAGACCAGGCCACAGGUUGGGGGAUGUGUCUGGGCCAGUGGUGUCCUCAGCCCCCAAUCUGCUGGAGGGGUAUGGGGGUCUGGAUGGAGAAGAGGGGGCUGGCACAGGGGUCGACAGCGCCAUUUUCCAGGUCCCACACAUAGGGAAGACCAUCCCCAACGGCAUUGACAAGUCUAGAGGACUGCCACUCUCGCUAUCAGACAAUGAGGGGGGUGGGGGUAAGACCCAGAUGAUGGGGGAGAUCAAGGUGGCCUUGAAGAAGGAGGUGAAACAAGAGGGAGACCAGCUGGUCCUGGAGGUUCUACAGUGUAGAAACAUCACUUACAAGUUCAAGAGCCCAGACCACCUACCAGAUCUCUAUGUGAAGCUGUACGUUGUUAAUGUGGCGACUCAGAAGAGGAUCAUCAAGAAGAAGACAAGAGUGUGUCGACAUGACAGAGAACCCUCCUUCAACGAGACCUUUAGGUUCAGCCUCAACCCCACCGGACACUCCCUGCAGUUGUUCCUGGUGUCUAACGGGGGUAAAUUUAUGAAGAAGACCCUGAUAGGAGAGGCCUACAUCUGGCUGGACAAGGUGGACAUGAGGAAGAGGGUGGUCAGCUGGCACAAGCUGCUGGUCAAUUCCACACACAACCAGUCCUGAGAGUUCAACUUGAGGUCACAGAGAGGUCAACCAGAUGUCAGUGAAGGUCAAUGAAUUGUAUUGGUCAGUGGUUGCUCGUAGAGGAGGACGAAAAAGAGGAAAAGGGAUAUGAGUUGCGUUACAGAGUGCCCUUCAUCUCCUUUGUGUUAUUGUAUGAAUGAAUGAAUGAAGGAAUGAAUGAAGGAAUGAAGGAAGGAAGGAAGGAAGGAAGGAAGGAAGGAAGGAAGGAAGGAAGGAAGGAAGGAAGGAAGGAAGGAAGGAAGGAAGGAAGGAAGGAAGGAAGGAAGGAAGGAAGGAAGGAAGGAAGAGGGCCUAUCCCCUCACCCUGCCAUACAUGGACUGUACCCUGAUUCUUUAUUGGAUAGUAACAGCCAGAGACUCAAUCCUGAUUUCUGAUUGGACCAAAUAUUCUGUACCCCGGAUUGGAUAGAGGCUGCCAACACACACACACACACACACACACACACACACACACACACACACACACACACACACACACAGAGAGAGAGAAAUGAAGAAGUCCCCUUAUCUGCUGUAAGAGGACACACACAUCUCACUAUCUCCCAGCUCUCUGCUGGACAUGUCGGAUGCAAAACCUGACGUCAACCAGGACUGUGCAGCAAUACCACAGAGUAAUUACCAUGCCAGAACUACUCCUUUCUGUUUUGUCUGGAUCUGAUGCUGUUGUCUAUGGUUUAUCAUAGCCUCCACUUUAAGAUCUUUGUGAUCUGUGAAUCUUUCUGUCAUUCAGUCAGUCGGUGGGGUGCAAAUCAAUGUAUUUGUUUUUUGUCCUGAGCUGCUUGACAAAGUAUGGAAUGUUUGUUGUAUGAUACUAUUCAUGUAAUGUAAAAAAAAACACACAAAAAAAACAAGGUGUAUGUACAUUGAAAAUCUAUGGUUGAUAUUGCAGUAACUGAAGCUGACAUUAUCUGAACACUUCCGUCCAGUAGGUGGCGGUAAUUCCCUAUUACAGUUAGUUGUCAACCGCCAUAAAACUCCAACUCGACCUUACCUGGACAAGUGUUAAUGUACAUUCAGAUGUAGAUAGAUAUAUGUCUGAAUAUUAAAUAUAUCAAAGACACACUGUACAGAGAAAUGUUAUUUAUGAACAUAGAGUUUAUAACAAUAAAACAUACAGAUAUUGCAGAUGAUGCGAGGGGUCUCCUCAUGUGCAGUUUAUUCUAAAGACUAAAUGUAUUCUGUACAGAAGGUAUGUAUGGAAGGAGCACAGACAAUCCAAUCACUUUAUCUCUGACGUUAUGCAGUUAUACUGGGUGUUAUUCAUUGGAAAAAAUUGGAAAAUGAGGUUCAAAUGGUGAAUGUAGAACUCAUUUUACAACUGAGACAUUAGAGGAGAACUUCCACAUGGAUAUCCCUCCUCUUACAGGUGGGGAGAAGAUAACAGAUAGAAAGGGGAUGUCAGGUCCCUUCCCCUUUAAGCUAUCCCCUAUUAUGUCCUGAAUGUUACUGACUGGGGAAGAUCAUGUGAUUUUACUGGACUCAUCUGACUUGAUGUUUUUGUGUUGUCUUUCACACACGUGACUGGAGGCUUAAACAAUAGCUCUUGUUUGAGAGAGAAACCUGGAUUGCUGGCCACUUUGCCCGACCUGCAAUCGGACAGAGGGAUGUGUGGCAUCUCUCUGGUGAAGUGCUCUGCUCCCCAGACUGGGCCGCUCACCUGUUCUAUGUCAAAGCAACAGGUAAACACACCUGUCCUCUCGGUGUGUGCCAUCACAGUCUGGUUCUGUAUGCUGUGUGUGUGUGUGUGUCUUAAUGUCGUCACACAUGGCCUAUUUUCCUCUCAAAGAUUAGCGUAAAAAGAAAGUGUGAACUGUUCUUUUAAAAAUCAAUGUGUGGUUUGUUUAUUAACAUCCAACAUCAUGCUGUACACAGUACACUGCAAAUUGUACACUGUGCAGUCGGUGUCAGUGUAAGUGGGGGUAAUGCAACAACACAGUGAACCAGCCUGUGGCACUGUCUCUGCUCAAUGCUCUAAGUCAUUACCUAUGGCCCAGUCAUCACAUAUGGCCGGGACAUGCUGAUACACACUUAUGUACAGUAUAGGUCUAUGUUACUGUCAGUCAUCACGAUAGUAGCCUGGUUUACUUCUCGGUUCAGCUAUUACAUUACAUUCCUUGUACUCUGUGUCUUUGGUAAAUGACAGGAGUGGCAGGGAGGGGAAUAUUAGCUAGAAUAUUAGCUAGCUAAAUAUUUGUACCCAGACUAUGAAUAUAUCAUAGUAAACAACAUCACCAGGUGACCCAACAGACCUACUACCCUCAACCCGACUGCUAGUGUCUAGGCAUAUCACUGAGGAACUAGGGGUGACAGAUGCAAUUUCCUAAUACAUAAAGUCCAUAUCAGAGGCUCGAAAUGCAGACACUGAGUCAAGAUGUCAGAAUGUUCAUGAGUCAAGAUGUCAGAAUGUUCAUGAGUCAAGAUGUCAGAAUGUUCAUGAGUCAAGAUGUCAGAAUGUUCAUAAAACAAAAAAUAAACAUGAUUUUAAAGAAAGGUAAAAAAGUUUUACAAAAAUUAAAUUGUCGUGCCAACCUUAUUUUGUAAGCAAAAUCUAUGGUUUUGGUUCUGUUGAAGUAAUUCUAUGCAACAUAGACUUUGUGUUUGAAUGCAUUUUCUUAACAUGUAAUAUCAGUGAACAUUGCGUCUGAAAAUAUGUAUCUUAUGAAGAGAAUUUUGAUUUAUUUUGAUUUAUAUAUUAUUAAAGAAAAAUAGAAAAAAAUAUAGAUCCAUUUUUUUACUACCUGUAUACAGUCAUAUACAUAAAGCUUGUGCACUUUAGUAUUACAUUGUUGACUGAUUUCCUUGUUCCGUGUAAAGUGUCAUAACAUGCAAGUGGAAGUGGCUGUUCCAGUUAAUGUCUUUAUGUAUUUAUAUUUAUGUUGAGAUGAUUUUGAGUUUGUGAUGUAUGAAGGAGUUCAUAUGACACUGUUUUGAAUUUACAUGGCAAAAGAAAAACUCAAAUUAAAUCUACAAUCACAGACAAUGUAAGGUACAUAUUGCUUCAUAUCUGAGGAGACACCAUCAAACUGUAUGGUUGAUAUAACCACCAACACAUGUAUGUAUAAAUCCAUGAUGUUCAGUCUGAGAAGAAUUAUGAGGUCAUUUUCAAAGCCCAACUCCAGGUCUGUCCCCCCCUUCAUGUUCUCCUCAGAUUACACUCAGCUAGAUUGUCAAUAUCCAUUGUCGCUCAGUCCGUUCCUAGUAACCAUGAAACCAAUCAAACGUGUGUAUCUGUGAGGGGUGUGAAUGUGGCGUACUCAUCUGAUCCAUGUAAAUAUAAAGUGUUUUUAUUUUCUACAGAGAUUGAUUGUUCGUAUUGUCUGAGGUUUGAGCAUGUGAGUGUAAAACAGAAAUACAAAACAAAACAAUACAAAACCUGUCUGUCUGUCUGUCUCUAGUGGAGUGUGUGAGAAGGUGAUUAUGUGAUCUGACCGUGCGUUGUCAACCCAUGGGUGUCUGACUGUAAAACUAUGUCAAAGAUGCCCAGCCAACCAGAGGGGACAAAUCUACUUAAUUUCAGUUGUUUGAGACUUCCUGUUACCACACUGGAUGUUGCAUGUCUGUCAAUAUUUUGCUUCCAGAUAUGUUCAAAAAGAGGGAGAUAAUAUGUAUAGAUUUAUCGGAAGUUGUAUGCCGACUGUAUAAAGAUUAUGCUUGUAAAAUGGUCUUGUUUUUCACUCAGUG